AAAAAGCAGACGCCUUAGUCCGUUCCUGUACAGUUCCAACUGAUCUAACUGAUCCAGAACUUACCAUAUUAGCUUUUACAUCAUACCAGAAACGGUAGUUUAUCUUCACAAACACAGUCUUGGAUGAUUUAGUGUCUCCAAUUCACCUCACUUGCAUGUUUUUGGACUGUGGGAGGAAACCGGAGCAUCCAGAGUAAACCCACGCAGACACGGGGAGUGCUACCCACUUAGCCACCGUGCCGCCCGAUUUUCUUAGGUCACAAUGCUUGCGGUAUGUGUUGAAGAGCCAGGUGGUCCAGAAAAACUGUGUGUAAAAAGAGUGCCCAGACCCGAACCUAAAGAUGGAGAAGUCCUCAUUAGAGUCCAUGCGACAGCUUUAAACAGGGCCGAUUUGUUACAGAGGAGAGGUCUUUACCCAGUUCCUCCAGGUGAGAGUGAGAUCCUAGGACUGGAGGCUGCUGGAGUGAUCACUGGCCUUGGCCCUGAACUCAGGAGGAACUUUAAGCUGGGAGAUAAAGUUAUGGCUUUGCUUUCCGGAGGAGGGUAUGCUCAGUAUGUGGUUGUGCCUGAAGAACUUCUCAUGCCAGUGCCAUCACACCUCACUCUCUAUGAAGCUGCUGCAAUCCCAGAGGCUUGGCUGACUGCCCAUCAACUUUUGCACUUAAUAGCAAAGGUUAAGCAGGGAGAGACUGUGUUAAUUCAUGCUGGAGCGAGUGGAGUCGGUACUGCUGCCAUUCAGCUUGCACGUCGGAGUGGUGCUGUAUCACUGGUGACCGCUGGAAGCCCUGAGAAACUAAAGAUUGCAGUAGAAUUGGGUGCAUCAGCUGGGUUUAAUUAUAAAGAAUGUGAUUUCUCUGAUGAUGUUCUGCAGUACACUCAGGGCUGUGGGGUCGAUGUCAUCCUUGAUUGCAUAGGGGGAUCUUGUUGGGAGAAGAAUGUGCGCAGCUUGGCUGUAGAUGGAAGAUGGGUGCUCUAUGGUGCUAUGGGAGGAAAAACUAUACAAGGAGACUUGCUUGGCAAGCUUUUAUUUAAGCGAGGCAGCAUUCUUAGUAGUCUCCUUAGGUCACGAACUCUACAGUAUAAAGCUGAACUGGUUCAAAGCUUCACUGAACAGGUUUUGCCACACUUCCAGUCAGCGGACAAGUCAACAUCGCUAAGACCUGUAAUUGACAGAAUGUUUCACAUGAAGGACAUAACUUUGGCACACAUUCACAUGGAGGCUAACAAAAAUAUUGGAAAAAUCAUUAUCAACAUUUCUGAGACUUGACUAAUUAGCAGAUUAAUAUAGCAGUUCUUAAACUUUUUUAAACAUUAUAUAAAGCUUAAUAUUUUUUAACCCCACCAUUCCAGUGUAUUUCUGUAAAUAAAAUGGUCAG
This is a messenger RNA of Trichomycterus rosablanca, 1376 nucleotides long. RefSeq names its product tumor protein p53 inducible protein 3 (gene tp53i3). Gene Ontology annotation, molecular function: NADPH binding; quinone binding; quinone reductase (NADPH) activity. The record is from RefSeq and is a predicted model, not a curated record. Lineage: Eukaryota; Metazoa; Chordata; Actinopteri; Siluriformes; Trichomycteridae. The transcript has 6 exons. Bases 263 to 1267 code for a protein of 334 amino acids.